Molecule: messenger RNA, 2254 nt
Organism: Drosophila navojoa
Lineage: Eukaryota; Metazoa; Arthropoda; Insecta; Diptera; Drosophilidae
Gene: del
Product: deadlock
Source: RefSeq, a predicted model, not a curated record
CAAAAAUAAUUUGAAAAAUUCCUUGGCAGAGCUUUCCGGGCAGACUUGUUCAAAAAAGGCUGAAGAGCAAUUAGACAGUAUUAAUUUAAGCUCCAGGGCAGAACCUGAAUUAAAUAAAAAGCUAAUAGAAACCCGAUAUGGGAUGCGCACUCGUUCGCGAUAUGUAGAGAAACAAGAACCAAAAAAGGCAAAUCAAGAACAACAGCAAGGGAAUCCGAAAAAAAGAAACCCCAGAUCCUCCCGUAAAUCAAACGCUAUUAAUGAACAGAUGGCGCACAUGCCAGAAAAAGCAAUCGAUAUGUCUCCGACCAGUCUUCCGACUUGUACUGCGGCUCCUGAUGCUGUAAUUGAAAAAGAUUUGUUAUCAAUUGAGCCUGAAAAUCUCAGCACAACUCAGUUAAGUAACGAUAUAGAAACUCCAAGAAGUGACAAUUCCGUAACGUUAGGCCAGACGGAGUCUUUUGAAUUCGGCAAACCAGAAUCGACAUAUUCCAAAGCCAAUUGUGAAUUAGAAGAUAAGCUCAUCAAUGAAGUCAAGGAACUGGCUGUACCAGGUGGCGGAACUACGGAUAUAAAUCAAUUAUUGACUGACGUUGGCAAAUGCGAAAUUUUUCAAUCGGGUGCUGAAGAAAUCGAUCGUUGUUUGGAAGUGUUCAUUAAUAAGACGCCAAGUGAAAUUGAUCACCAGAUAGCUGAUACAUCUGAUUUUUUCGAUAAUUUGCCUAGUCUAUCAACUUUAGUGGAUAAAACGCCUUUGGAAAUGGCUGUGCUACUGAAUGAUACGCUCAAUUAUGAUGUUGAUGUGGAAGAUGAUGAUGAUGAUAAUGAUGCUAUAUCGGUGACCACAUCCUGGGAUGGCGAUGAUCAAUUGCCAGUGUCGAAUCCCGCGGUGUCUGAGAAGGAAUCAACUAUUGGGGAGCAGCCUGAGAUGACGAGCGCCGCUGCAGAUACAGAACCUGCAAAGCAGACCAAGGAAUUGCUGUCCUACCGCAUACUCAAAGGGACACAUACUCAAACAGAGAAGCCACAUAAAGAAGAAGAAGUACAACCGACUAAAACUAUUGUAGACCGGGAAGAGAUAGAGCUGCAGCAGCCAGAGCCACAACAAAAGAAUCAAACACGGCACCAGAAACUGGAACAGUCAUUUCGAAAUCAGCCAGAGAAGGAACGAGUUAUACAGGCUGAGGCACUAUUGGAAGAGCAAUCUAAUCCAAGUGCUGUGGACCGAGAAAAGAUAGAGCUGCAGCAGCCAACACCACAACAUAAGAAGCAACUGCUGCAGCACCAGGAAUGUCAAGAGCGACGGCAGCAAUCGCUUCCACGGCUGCAAUUCAUUCCAUUACAUCAUCCAAUUAGACAGGGUUCGUUACUUACACGAGAAGCCAAUAAUGUGCCCCUCUUUGGGCCACUAUAUCGUGUGCCUUUGGAGUCAACUUCCACCGCUCAUACUUCUAUUCCAAAUGAUAGGAAAUAUUUUAUAUUUGGAAUUAAAUGCUGGGCCUAUUUGGACGGUCGGUGCCAGGCCAUCAACUGCAAUCACAUUCUGGCGAGCCCGUGGGAUGUGCAACGCAAGCUAAAUCAGAUGACGACUGAUAAAUUGUGUGAUACCUACAGCAUGGUCUUGCGACAUGGUAUGUUGUUCCGCAACUAUUUUAUCAUUUUCGCUGAGAUCUAUGGCAAUCGGGGCAUGAUGUCGUAUUUAAUGAAAAUGGUUGAGGAUUGUGGCUUAUAUAUGGCGUAUAGUGCACCCUAUAUAACUGAACUCUACUGUAUCUUAAUGCGUUACAAGCUAAUGCCACAAAUAGCAACCAAACACAUUAUGAAGCAUCUAUGGGGUCCAGAAAUUGGUCAAACCUAUCCAGAAUUUGCUAUGCAACUUCUUCGAAUUCUUGCGUCGGCUGAUUGGUUUAACUAUCUACCACAACUGUAUCAUCUCUUCAACAAUCAAAAAUUUCCCAUACCUGGCGAAUUUAUGGUCUGCUUAGCUAAUGAUGCCAUUGCCAAAAAUGACGACGCGCUCGUUAAGAAAGUCUGGGAGAUGACGCUCUUCUGUCCCAUAAACCUAAAGGAUGCCACAUUGACUUCGGUCAUUACAGCCCUUAACGCUUGUUUACGUAAUCCAUCAACCCAGCCGCCGCAUCAAAAGCAACAGCAACCAAACCAAUCUUCACAGGAAAAAAAUCAGCAGCAGCCGCUACUAAACUUAAAGAGACGCUUCAACAGUGCGGCUCAAAAAAAGAAAGGGAGGAAGUAA